This is a messenger RNA of Fusarium musae, 1341 nucleotides long. RefSeq lists its product as uncharacterized. Bases 1 to 1341 code for a protein of 446 amino acids. Gene Ontology annotation, cellular component: membrane. The transcript has 3 exons. The record is from RefSeq and is a predicted model, not a curated record. Gene Ontology annotation, biological process: arachidonate metabolic process. Lineage: Eukaryota; Fungi; Ascomycota; Sordariomycetes; Hypocreales; Nectriaceae.
AUGACUACCUCGCCGUCUGAAGACUCUGGUACAUUGCAGCACCAAGUCAACGGAGCGAGUAGUGCCGAAAUUGAUCCAUCAAUUCCUAUUCGCGGACCUGAGCACAUCUCAUAUGAAGAAGGACCGUGGGCUAAUAAGACAAUCCUGUCAUUCGAUGGUGGUGGUGUUCGUGGCUACGCAAGUUUGCUUGUUCUUAAAGGCAUUAUGCUUCGGAUACGGGAACUAGAGCAUGGCCAUGAAGAUUACCGAGCCCCCAGUAGCGACUUCUACCGUUGGAAUGGGGUACCUGAGGAGAACAUCGCAGCAGACUACCCAGAGUCAGAUCGAGUUGAUAGGUAUCUUCCCUGCCACUACUUUGACUAUGUCGCCGGAACUUCAACAGGAGGUAUUGCCAUCUCAUGGUCAAUAAAGAAAGACGGCGGUGUUAGUAAAGAGUUUGUCUGGAGAAGUUACGACAAUGAGCCGAGUCCCAAGGAACCUAAGACUAAUCAGUGGAAUCCAUCCAAUGCGGGACCGGCUCAUACAACCGCCAUUUGGGAGGUUGCCCGUGCAACGACAGCUGCACCGGGUUACUUCGAGUCCAUCAAGAUAAUAGGAAGAAAAUUCCUUGAUGGUGGCAUGGCAGCCAAUAACCCCUCAUUAAUUGCCCUCAAGGAAAUCCAUAACCUUCACGGCUUGGUCCCAGACCUCUUCGUCAGUAUUGGAACAGGUUUGAAACCUUCCUCAGAUGAUCAGAAUGGUGAUGUACCCAGCGAAGCCAAUGGGCAUACCGCAGCUACAAGAAGAGAUACAAUCAGAGAUGGUGGUAGACGCAAACAGUUCGUGAAGAAAUACUGGGAGAUAGGCAAGUUUGUGAAGAGCUGGAUGGUCGACUGUGAGGGACCGGUUGGCACUGAAGGAUGGCGAGACCGCUGCAAUGCGAUCGACUUAACAGAUUCAUACAGACUCAACGUGAAAGGUGAUCUUCACACCAUACCCCUGGAUGACUGGCGUCCGUCAGACAGUGGAGAAAAAACACUCGGUUUUAUUGAAGAACAAACGAGGCAGUAUCUGGCUGAUCCCAGUGUUAUCGAGUGCAUCGACUCCAUCGCCAGCAAAGCGGUCGAAAUAAGACGUCGACGCGCCGCGACCGAACAGUGGGAGAGAUUUGCAGUGGAUGUGAUAUAUCGCUGCGAUGCUUGUGAGAAUAAGAAGUACGAGACCAGGGCGCAGUUGAGAGAACAUCUGCAAAAAGGAAUCGCGCACCUAGGGGAGAAGAUCGCUGAUGGGAAGCAGCUUGAGGAGAGACUCAACGAUUCUAGGUCUUUUAAGCCUAAGAGACCAGUUGAAACAAGGAGUUGA